AUGGAGUCGAUGCCCGGACAGCAGCUUCGAGACGCGGGACGAGACGCCAGCUCCUCGCCGAGGUCCAAGCAGGACGCGCCGAGCUUCUCCAGCGGCCUGAAGCCCAACCAGGUCAGCGAGACCUCCCUGUACGGGGUCCCCAUCGUGUGUCUAGUCAUUGACGGGAAGGAGCGACUCUGCCUGGCGCAGAUCUCCAACACGCUGCUGAAGAACUACAGCUACAACGAGAUCCACAACCGGCGGGUGGCCCUGGGCAUCACCUGCGUGCAGUGCACCCCGGUGCAGCUGGAGCUCCUCCGCAGGGCCGGGGCCAUGCCCAUCUCCUCCCGGCGCUGCGGCAUGAUCACCAAGCGGGAGGCCGAGCGGCUGUGCAAGUCCUUCCUGGGGGCCCACAGCCCCCCCAAGCUGCCGGAGAACUUCGCCUUCGACGUGUGCCACGACUGCGCCUGGGGCUGCAGAGGGAGCUUCAUCCCGGCCCGGUACAACAGCUCCAGGGCAAAGUGCAUCAAGUGCAGCCUGUGCAACAUGUACUUCUCCCCCAACAAGUUCAUCUUCCACUCGCACCGCACCCCGGAGUCCAAGUACCUGCAGCCGGACGCGGCCAACUUCAACUCGUGGAGACGCCACCUGAAGCUGACGGACAAGAAGCACUCGGACGACAUCAACCACGCGUGGGAGGACGUAAAGGCCAUGUUCAACGGCGGGAGCAGGAAGAGGACUCUGCCCAUGGGCGGCUCGUCGUCCAUGGCGUCCAUGAAGUCCCAGGCCUCGUCCUCCUCCAGCCUGGCCCGGACCAGCUCCCCGGAGGUCCCGCACAAAACGUUACGGUGCGACGAGGACCAGGGGAGCACGACCCUGGGCCUUGGUGGGGGUGCACGGAGCUACCCGAUCAUCCCGGUGCCCAGCAAGAGCUUCGGGAUGCUGCAGAAGAUCCCCCCCCCUCUGUUCCCCCAUCACCCCUACGGCUUCCCCAGCUACGGACUGUGUCAGAAGAAGAGUGAUGGAGUCCCGGACCCGAGCAAACCCGGUGUGCCCGGGAUGUUCUGGCCCGGAUCGAAGGACACCCUGUACCCGGCCUUCCCCAUGUUCUGGCCCACUCCAGGAGGCCUCCCCCUGCCCCCCUACCCGGGCUCCCCCCCCAAACCUCUGCCUGAGCUGCCCGGGGUCCGGCAGGGUGACCUCGACCUCUCUGACCAAAGUGACCGGGGGGCGAACACCCCCAAAGACCCCCACCACCCCCACAACCACCAGCAGGACGGUGGGGAGCGAUGCCCCAGCUCCCAGUCCUCCUCCACCAGGAACGACGAGGACAAAUCCGGGGACGAGACCCCCCCCCCGAGGAAGAUGAGCUACAUGUCGGCCUUCAGGCCUGUGGGCAAAGACGCGGAGACCAUCGCCAAACUCUACAGCAACCGGGACAGCUACCCGGUGCGUCCCGGGUACCUGUCCCCGGAUUUUAUCAGCGAGAGCUCCAGCUACAGAUCGGUGUCCCCGGACCGGGACAGCGUGGUGGACGAGGAGGACGACCUGGACGUGGAUGUGGAGUCCAACCGGGGACAGGACGAGGAGGACGAGCCCAUCCAGAUCUCACCGGGAGGAGGAGACCACCGGGACUCCCCUGUGAUGGAGCACGACUCCUCGGGUGCUGAGGAGAGCCAGGAGCAGCCGGACGCCUCCAGCCCCGGAGCAUCCGCAGCAUCAGGACCAGCAUCAGCACCAGGACCAGCAUCAGCAUCAGCAUCAGCACCAGCAUCCUCAGCAUCAGCAGCAUCACCGGAGGAGAGCGCACACACUGGGUCAUCAGACGAGGACCGGCAGAUGCGUAAUGGCUCCCCUCUUCACGAAGUGUACGCGCAUGAAAAGGAAAAGGAGCCUUCGUCCUUUGGGUCCAAACAAUCGAGCAGAUCCAACGGAGCUCAUCACGUGUCUGAGAUUCAGAUCCAACGCACUGCAGCAGCCUAUCAGGAGCACAGGGACAGACAAGCCGACGGAGCUUUACGCAUCGACAUCAGCGUGCAGGAAAGAGAAGUGGAGAACAUGGCGAAAGAGGAGUUGCAGAAGCAGCUCGUGGAGCAAGUGGAGCUGAGGAAAAAGUUGGAGAGAGAAUUCCAGCAUUUAAAAGAUAAUUUCCAGGACCAAAUGAAGCGUGAGCUGUCCUACAGAGAGGAAAUGGUCCAGCAGCUGCAGAUUGUUCGAGACACUUUGUGCAGCGAGUUGGACCAAGAGAGAAAGGCUCGUUAUGCAAUACAGCAGAAGCUAAAAGAAGCUCACGACGCCCUUCACCAUUUCUCCUGCAAGAUGCUCGCCCCUCGUCAGUGCACGGGAGGCUGCACCUUCAAACCCCCGCUGCUGCCUCCAUAG
Messenger RNA from Limanda limanda (common dab), 2361 nucleotides. RefSeq names its product SKI family transcriptional corepressor 1a (gene skor1a). The record is from RefSeq and is a predicted model, not a curated record. Gene Ontology annotation, cellular component: transcription regulator complex; nucleus. Gene Ontology annotation, molecular function: RNA polymerase II cis-regulatory region sequence-specific DNA binding; DNA-binding transcription factor activity, RNA polymerase II-specific; SMAD binding. Gene Ontology annotation, biological process: negative regulation of BMP signaling pathway; negative regulation of transcription by RNA polymerase II. The transcript is spliced from 8 exons. Lineage: Eukaryota; Metazoa; Chordata; Actinopteri; Pleuronectiformes; Pleuronectidae. The coding region runs from base 1 to 2361 and encodes 786 amino acids.